Phalaenopsis equestris is the source of this 781-nucleotide messenger RNA. Its product is annotated as protein tesmin/TSO1-like CXC 5. The record is from RefSeq and is a predicted model, not a curated record. NCBI's taxonomy places the organism in Eukaryota, Viridiplantae, Streptophyta, Magnoliopsida, Asparagales, Orchidaceae. The transcript is spliced from 4 exons. The annotation marks the transcript as partial.
ACUUUAGGGCCUACUUCUUUUGCUUCCACUCCUACAGGUCAUGUGACAAAUUUGUCAUCAACUUCAUUAGGAUCUUCAAAAAUCAACUACAGGCCACUUCUGGCUGAUAUUGUCCACACAGAGGAUGUGAAGGAGCUCUGCAGGAUUUUGGUAUUGGUAUCAAGACAGGCUGCGAAAACGGCUGCUGAUAAAGGAGUUCAUGAGAGAAGGAUGGCUGAGAUGGACGAACAAACUGAAAGUUCACUCGCUUCAUCGAGCCGCGAUAAGGACGAGACUCAAAAGGAUGUGGAUAUUCAGAAAACAUCGGCCGAUGACCGACUCAGUGGAACUCAGGCUGACAAAAUGAGCACAGAAGAGUCAGGUUCGGAUUUGGUGGAUGUAGCAAAAGUCGGAAGGCCGAUGUCCCCCGGAACUCUUGCGUUAAUGUGUGAUGAGCAGGACUUGCUUUUUAUGUCGUCUCAGGACCCGAAUCCGCCUUUGAGGCUUCCUUACGACCAGAGUGUGACAGAGUGGUAUGCAGAGCAAGAGAAAUGCGUGUUGAUGGCCUAUCGAGAGUCCCUACUCAAACUCAUUAAUUGUGGAACAGCCAAAGAAGCAAAGUUAUCUUCAAUGGCUUCAAAGUCAGAGAAAUUCAGUCAGCAGGAGCUCUUUCAGAAUGUAAAUGGCAAUGCAUUACCAGCUUUCUCAAAUGGCAAUGUAGCUUCAAGAGGUGGAAACCAAACUCUAGAAAAUGGUUUCUUAAAACCUAAGAUUGAGAAUUUUGAGAUGUAGAGUACAAAAC